CCGGACAUAAAAGAAAAGACAUCGAUAGCAAAACUUGAAUACUGUAAAAGAUCGACAGAUAGCUUAUGUUGCAAGAACCCAAUUAUUACUAAUUUUAUUAUUUUAAUUUUGUGUUCAAGUACAAUUAUUAUUGUUAUUCACGCUAACGGCAAUAGCUCCUUAUCUUCGAGGUUAAGUGUCUGUGUCUCUACUUUCACUUUCAAAUCUGCAAAUUAGACUUUGGGGAACUUGUUCUGCUGAAAUAGGCGCAGUCUUUUUAAGGCUACUUUCAUUGAAGUUUACAAGUUAGUGGCUUUCAAACAAUUAUAUGGGGAACUGCUUGGCUAAGCAUCAGGAUAAGGAUAAUGAUUCUGAUCAACAUGUGGAGUUUGCUGCUGGGAAUGUGGUACUUAUUACCACAAAAGAAUCUUGGGACCAAAAGUUGGAAGAAGCAAGGAAGGAUGACAAAAUUGUGAUUGCAAAUUUCAGCGCAGUGUGGUGUGGUCCUUGCAAGAUAAUUGCGCCAUAUUACUGCGAGUUGUCUGAGAAAUACACAUCUAUGAUGUUCUUAUUAGUUGAUGUGGAUGAACUAACUGACUUUAGCACUUCAUGGGACAUCAAAGCCACACCAACUUUCUUCUUUCUUAAAGAUGGACAACAACUUGACAAACUUGUAGGAGCCAACAAGCCAGAGCUUGAGAAGAAGGUUGUUGCCAUUGCUGAUUCAGUUCCUCAGAAUAAUAAGCAGUGACUUGCUUUAUUUCUGUCUGUAGAUGCUGUGGCCUCUCUUCCGUCACAAGUCGUGAAUUCAUGGCCAUAUUGAUGAGUACUUCUAAAUGUUUUGCUGCGAGUGUCUUUGUAUUUUUAACUUGGAUGUAAUGUAAAUAUAAAUUUCAGAGUGUCUCUGAUUCGAAGUAAUGCUGCUGUUGUAGUGAAAAAAGCUUGUGCAAAUAUAAAAUUUGUUCUGCAUUAUUAAAGAGUUUGAUUCUUUUAAAUAA
Cicer arietinum (chickpea) is the source of this 977-nucleotide messenger RNA. RefSeq names its product thioredoxin H-type. The record is from RefSeq and is a predicted model, not a curated record. NCBI's taxonomy places the organism in Eukaryota, Viridiplantae, Streptophyta, Magnoliopsida, Fabales, Fabaceae.